Cutaneotrichosporon oleaginosum is the source of this 704-nucleotide messenger RNA. RefSeq lists its product as uncharacterized. The record is from RefSeq and is a predicted model, not a curated record. NCBI's taxonomy places the organism in Eukaryota, Fungi, Basidiomycota, Tremellomycetes, Trichosporonales, Trichosporonaceae.
AGCUCGGAACAUGUUAAGUAAAGUGUCUUUUACGUUACGUGCGGCAUUUAACGACUGAGUCAGCUAGAAUUAGUGGUUCAACGCACCAGUACGAGCUGCUGCCAGUCCUUCCACUUGCCCUUGCCAGUCUUGAUGCGGGUACAAAAGAGCAGCAUGUUCAUGAAUCCUCCCAGCUGCUUGCGCAGCUCCUUGCGCAACGCAACGUUAUCUCCACGCGCAAGUGCCUCCACGGCGUCGAGCCGCUCAUUGAUGCUGUCGAUGUUGACAAGAGGGCGAAGGAGCCAUGUGUGGAAGAGCUUCUUGCCCAGUCCCGUGAUGGUGGUGUCAAGAACGCCAGGGCGACAUUCCUUGCUUCCGGUCCUUGGAGUACAUCGACGCGUGGCUUUCAAUGUCGAACACGGCGAGCGACCUGGUUUGAGUAAUGAAAAGCGAUCGUCGUACGUCAGCGCAUCUUGGUUGAUGAGCAUAUACUGCUCGCUGUCGUCAGGAUAUUCCGGUGUUGACGCACAUGUCGAUGCUCUCGAUGGUGUCGAGGCCAAAAUCAAUCUCGUCGUCUUGCGUCUUGGCCAGCAGGUGCUGAACGUGAGAGAUAAGAGCCCCAGCAGCAGAGACCUGAGGUAAGCAGGAGAGGGGGACUACAAUGGCGCAGCAGGAGCGGAGAAGAAAGGAAGGAAGAGACUCACGCCGUUCGGUGCAUCGACGUU